AUGGCGGUCGGGUUUCGAAGCCCACACAGUCGUGGUGCAACUUCGAAGGAAACUGAAUUAGUGCACCAUCAGCCCAGCAUUGCUCCAGCGUUUCCACUAUCGUCCCCUCAACAGGAGCCUCUCACGACGUUUAAACCCAUUAAUGGCGGUAUGACAUUGGCACCAACCGAGACCUUCUUUUCCCCAAAUCCUUUCGCUUCCAGCUCUUCCGACGAUGACACUGGAUCUUCGAGUGGCCAGGAUGAAUUCCACCUUGAGAGAUAUAGUCGAGAAACGACGAGAAACGGACAGGUUUCGGAACCAAAGCGCAAGCAGUCCAGUCGACGAAAGCAUCAGCAGAAGUUAGUGGGACCUCGAACCGACAAGAAGACUCGCCCAGGAUUGAAUAUUGUCACCAAUUUCCCAGCGCAGGCCAAACGAGCGCAAACUGAUGGGCUUGUCAUUGAACAGGUGCAGUCACAAAGACCUCGCCUGGGCCCGAGAUACACCACAUCCGUCCUGUCGGCUAAAGCUGAGCAUGUAAGCCACUUGGUACCCGACUCUAUUCCUAAUCACAACAUGAAAGGACCGCUAAAUCACAAUGGAGAGGUCUUGAAGAGGACCAUCGCCCGACAAGCUGUUUCGAAGUUACAAGAGUCACAAGCGGCGCGAAAGGCGGGGGAGGAGUUUCGGGUGAUCGGAAAGAUGGACACUGGGGGACAAGCUCAUGGGAUUGUCAAAGAGGAGGAGCUCCGAGAACCAACCAAUGCCCUAAGUGAUUACUCCCCGGAGGCUCGAUCAAUCGUUAUAGGAAUUAGUGUUCCCGAACACGAACUGGACGCACACCGUUCUGCUGGUGGCGUAAGCAAUCCCUACUCCGCGAUCACGCCAGACACGCCUGCAAUCGUGGUUACUCCAGCUGAAGAAACAGAUUCUUGGAAACCGCCUUUCUUCGGCAAGGGUCGGCCUAUAUCGAGCACGUAUUCUCCAUAUACGCGCAGCGAAACGCAGAUCCGAGACAGUGAACUGCCGCCGGUGCCGAAGAUUCCGUUGAGACACGCACACUGUGAUAACCAAGUUCAGCCAACGAUAGGCGCAAGCAUUGCUCAAUCCACCCGAGGUGCCAGCCAAAAGGAUGCAGAGGACUAUGACAGUGACGGCGGAUCCCAUCAAUCUCUGGAGGAGAUAUCGAGGAUGUCGUCCGAUAGCCAAGAACAAAUUCUCCCCUCAGAUAUAGAAAGCAGACGGCGCAAAUCACAGGGUUGGUGGAAUCUUAUGCUCUCGCCCAUGCUUUCGAGGAAGGGCACCACCACAGAGAAACCCAAGAGCAAGAGUCCAGCCACGCCUCCAGUACCUUCGCUGCCAGCCGAUAUACGUCUUUCCAGAAGUGACAUCGUUUCUCCUCUCACCUCCGAAUCCCCAGAAACACCUCGGCGGCUCGGAUUGGCAAGUGCUAGGGCAAGCAUUUGGUCGAGGUGGACAACAUGGGAAAAACAAAGAGAUGGCAGUUUGCAUUCUCCUCCCGCCAAUUUACCUCAUCCUGAUGUCGAUCAAUCUCCACAUUUAGUACAAGAUGUUAACCCAGGCACAGCGUGGGCUGUCGUCGAUUUCACCAAAGGCCUUGCAGCAGAAUAUUACCAUGCUUGUGCUGUCGAACAAUUGACGGGUGUUCCAUACUUUGAAUGCGACAACCACUCCUGUGCCAGCAGAUUACCAAAGCUUCAUUCAAUUUUUGACAAAGGAGUCGUUGCUGAGCCCGCUCAGGACGUCUCUAAUUCGAGGCGGGUUGAUGCUGACCUUGAAGAGACUGCAGAUGCUCCAGCCAAUGAAGAGAGAGUGCUGAGUCGUGGUGUUUCCAUCCGCUCAGAGCCUGAAGAACUGUCACCAAAUGUCAGACAAGCAGAAACCGCCGCGGUUGUUAAGGCAAAGUCUGUGGAGAGCCCGGACGUCAAACAGGUGGAAUCACAACAGAAGGAGGCUGCCUCACCAUUGCUCCCCGCGGUUGACACCUCACAGGCACCAAGGCAGUCGGUCACAAGCACGGAACAGACUCGUCGUGAAGCACAUUAUCCCAGUAUCGCUGCCGUUGCGGCUCAACCGCCAAUUUUGUCACCAGGCCCUGUCUCUCCAGCGAUGCAGCAUACAAUGACAUCUCAAGGUGCCGUCCCGAUGACACAAGUCGACUACCAACCCAGCCAACCACGUUCGUUGGAGCAAACCACACCAUCAGACCGACCACAAGCGCCGGCGCCAACGCAGCCACCGUCAGUCACGAUUCAUAACCACACAUUUUAUAGCGAAAGAUUCGCAAGUGGAGAUGACAACACUGUUCGGGAAACGAGAAGAGAUGCCAUGGAGCGGCUUGAAUCUACCACCUCGACCCAAGAAGUCAGCCAAAAACAGGAAGUCACAAGGCAACAAAUGCCAGUUUCGCACGAAUCAGAAACCGUCAAAAAGGCAGGUGUGAUGACCAGACUCAAAGGGCUUCUUCGUCGAAAAAAGGCGGGCAACAAGGACGACGCGGACAAGAAAAAGAAACGCCGAUGGACACUUAUCAUUGGCAUAAUCCUAUUUAUCAUCGUCCUGGCGUGUGUUCUCCUGGCCACCUUCCUCACAAGAACAGGCGACAGCACUCCUGUACAGAGCCAGUGGCUUAAUCUUACCGGCUAUCCUCCCAUCCCCACGGGCAUAUCCACCAUAGCCAGACCCGAUGUCGUCAAGCAGCAGUCCCAAUGUGUGGGACCCAACACAAUGUGGAGCUGUGCUCUGCCCAAGGAGGAGCAGUUCGAGGUUGCUCCCAACUCUCCGGACCAGCCGAACUUUCGAUUCGAGAUCAACUUUCGAAACGGCACUGUACCAGCGAAUAUGACGGUGCCCAUACAAGAGCUCAGGAAGAGGUCAGAGCGGCGCCUGCGGAAGAGGGCGGACGAUCCGUUUACAAACGAUCUGUUUGAUCCUAACCCGACGCCACCAAGCCGGGCGGACCAGAUCUUCAUGGGCAACACGACCGACAACAUCACGAAGCCGUUCGAGGGGGAGCAGACGCCUUUCUAUAUUACAUUCGUUCCAGUAUUUCCUAUCGACCCUUCAAAUACAACCGCCACGGCAUCUAGCCCGACAGGCUCCAAGCUUCGAAGGCGUCAGUCGACGAAUUCCUCAGAUGCCAUUCCGGCGCCCGACGUCCUGAGCGAUGGGAGUGCUGCGCCUGCCAACCUCCUCCCUAACGAUCCGUACCCUUCAUCUCAGCCGAUCAAACUAUACAACAGAGGUCAAGCGGACGAGCACUACGGCUUCUACAUCUACUACGACAAGGCAAUUUUCUUGCAUUCGACGGCAGCCUUGAACACCUCGGAAUUUACAGACAACAAUGGAAUUGACCCCGAGGACGAAAACGGGGGUUCCACUCGCGAUCAGUCCCGACUGCGGUGCACCUUUAGUCAAACGAGGUUCCUGGUCCGCAUGUGGACCAACCCAGCCUUUGGCGCAACGCUUCUCCCUGCCGCCUCGAAUGGGACCAACUCGACCGACGGAGGGAGCAGCAAUUCAGCAACCGAUUUCAGCCGACCAGGCUCAUUUCCGUACCCGACGACGAUCAGUAUUGACCGACAUGGGGGCAACAUCAACAAGAAAGCAGUGUAUUGUUACGGCGUAGAUCAACUACAGGUUAUCCAGUCCGAUAUAAAGACGAUCGUGCCAGAGUUCAGAAGUGUUUCAGGGACCUUGAUCAACGCGGCGCCAGGUCUUGUGAAUGGCACCAUCAGCGACGACACUGGAUUCGACCAGGAAGCAGGCGGUAUUGACGGAGGGACUGGGGGAUUGGGUGACUGGCUCCCCGAUCACGACGUUCACCGAGAAUGGCUCAGCGGCGUCAUCCAAAAGGUGGAUCAGAACCCCAAAGAUCUUCACCCGGUCUUGGUCGAAUUCAAGGAGUUGAUCGAAAACAACACUCGAGUGUACAUGCUCUUUGAGUCCAUGUUUGAGCAGGUCCCUAAGAAGGAGCCCUACAACAACGACCCUCGCGGUGAGGGACAUCCCCAGGUCCGCGACUAUAUCCAUAUGCUUCGUGUCAUCAAUCACAUGUUGACCACGCCGCCAUCAUGGUCCGAGAGCUCGGCGCGCACUGGACUGGUUGGCCUUCCGUUCAACGCCCUCUUCGAUUGGCCCAUGGGAACAGCUUCGGGGUACGCCGUGUUUCUUGACCCAGACGUAAAUAAAAUGUUGAAGAAAGUCCUCAAUGCAUGGGGAGACUUUCUUCGCUCUCCAGAAUCGGCAAAGGUCCUGGAGAAAGACGCUCAAGGGAGCUGGUUUGGUCCGCAUGGCCAGAAGGAGCUCACCACGACAGCCAAUUUGGGCAAGACAGGUUACAAAUUUGAGGAAUUGUUCCAGUGCGAUCCAUCAAAGCCUCACAUGGGUUACAAAUCCUGGGAUGAUUUCUUCACGCGGCUCUUCAAGGAGGAGGCACGGCCGGUGGCCAGUCCCGAGGACGACAAUGUGAUUGCAAACGCGUGCGAAUCCAAGACAUUCAAGGUGGCGCGCGACGUCAAGGCGCGAGACCAUUUCUGGCUCAAGGGACAGCCGUAUUCGGUGAUCGACAUGUUGGCACAGGAUCCCUGGGCGGACAAGUUCGUUGGAGGGACCGUAUACCAAGCUUUUCUUAGCGCAUUGAGCUAUCAUCGCUGGCAUGCACCUGUCUCUGGCAAACUGGUCAAAGCAUACGUGGUGGACGGGACUUACUAUUCAGAGCCUUUGUUCGAAGACUUCAAACCCGACCACCCUGCGGAUCCUGAGGGGCAAGUCACCAGUCAAGGAUAUUUGACAGCCACGGCCACACGGGCGAUCAUGUUCUUUGAAGCAGACAACCCAGCUCUUGGGCUCAUGGCGUUUCUAGGCAUCGGUAUGUGCGAAGUAUCGACUUGCGAAAUCACGGUCAAGGAGGGUCAGCAUGUGAAGAAGGGCGACGAGAUUGGCAUGUUCCAUUUCGGAGGAUCGACACAUUGUUUGAUGUUCAGGAAGGGGGUUCGUGUCGAAGGAUUUCCAGAGCCACACCCUGAGCAUAAUAUCCCUGUGCGAAGUGAGUUGGCGAGGGUGAAGGUGUAG
Fonsecaea monophora is the source of this 5076-nucleotide messenger RNA. RefSeq lists its product as hypothetical. The record is from RefSeq and is a predicted model, not a curated record. Bases 1 to 5076 code for a protein of 1691 amino acids. Gene Ontology annotation, biological process: phosphatidylethanolamine biosynthetic process. The transcript has 2 exons. Gene Ontology annotation, molecular function: phosphatidylserine decarboxylase activity. Lineage: Eukaryota; Fungi; Ascomycota; Eurotiomycetes; Chaetothyriales; Herpotrichiellaceae. Gene Ontology annotation, cellular component: mitochondrion.